Messenger RNA from Carassius gibelio (silver crucian carp), 6087 nucleotides. RefSeq names its product RNA-binding protein 20. Lineage: Eukaryota; Metazoa; Chordata; Actinopteri; Cypriniformes; Cyprinidae. Gene Ontology annotation, cellular component: nucleus. The record is from RefSeq and is a predicted model, not a curated record. Gene Ontology annotation, biological process: regulation of RNA splicing. The transcript is spliced from 14 exons. Gene Ontology annotation, molecular function: mRNA binding; zinc ion binding. Bases 1921 to 4872 code for a protein of 983 amino acids.
UUCGUGUUUAGGUGUCUGUUAAGUCCGUUGCACAUGGUUCUACAUGUAGACUACAAACACGUGUAUUUGAUGAAGUAGCUUUAGCAUUAGUGUUUGUGUUUUAGUCAAAUUAAACACAAGUUAACAAGUUAACAAGGUUCUACGUGAGCUUUGUUUUUGAUGCAUUAGCAUAUAGCUUUAAUGUCUGUGUUUUAGUCAACUGUAUAAGUUAACAGGGUUCUACAUGAGCUUUGUGUUUGACGCUUUAGCAUAUAGCAUUAGUGUUUGUGUUUUAGUCCAUUAUGCAAAUUGUUAACAAGGUUCUACAUAAGGACUACAAAUACUAUGAGGAUGCAAGUUGAUGUGCUUGGUGAAGUAGCAUUAGCAUAGUAGCAACCAUUUGUGUUUUGUUCAACUGUGCAUGCGAACACUGUUUUAGAGAAGUACUACAAGUACCACAAGGACUUGACUUUAUGUGCUUGAUUAAUUAGAAAACCAUUGUAGUCUUUAUAUAGAAGCUUUCUAGCAGCUUUUCUAAAAAUUAUAUAUGCAACACAUGGAGAACUGGUUUUCCAUUAGCUUUCCAAAUUAACAUCAUGAUGAGUUCUAUUUCAAAAUACUUUUUUAUUUGUAUUUUAGUUAUUAUAGAGGAGACACAUUCAUGUUUGAUCAUUGAAAACCCGAAUUUACAUUCUGAAACCGUUUCCUACAGGAUUUUAACAGUGUUUCACAACAGCUUCUUUCUACGCCACUUCUCUUCUGACUCAAACUCAGUGUGCACAUGUCAAACAUUGUUUGUUUUGUUUAGCACAGUGGGGAAGCCAACCCUGUGCUUCUGGUGUCAUUAGCUGAACUUGAUAAGCUGACCAAAAAAGCUAAAGCUUCCCUCUGGAGGCAGUCUGAGAGGAUGACACAGCUGCAGGUUGGCGUUGAUUGUCUGUGGGGUGGGAUGUGUUAAGGUAUGGGCUAUUCGUGUUCAUUCACAAUGUAAAUAUCAGGCAGAUGUAUGAAGAGUGAGUCAUGUAGACAUUUUAAGGGUUGAGGUGACUCAUGUCCACCCACAGUCAAUCUUGCAUAACACCCAAAACAUCACUGACGAACAAGAACUCAGGUAGACCUGCUGUUUCUUUAAAACACCACAAUGAAGAUGCAACAAACAAGUUACUGGAAUGUAUUUAAACCCUUAUACUGUUAUUUAUUUUUAUUUUUUUGUUAGUUUGUUUUAAGUUUUAUAUAUUUAUAUUUCAAUAAAAGUUUAUAUUUCAAUGAAGGACUUUAGUCAAGUGGUGUAACCCUUUUUUUUGUUGUAAAUAUUAAGGUCAUACAUGCAUAUAUAUAUAUAUAUAUCUUGUUUCUCAUUUUCCUCUUGACAAUACUUCUUAUAUUCUCUCUGAGGUUCAAGUCUGGUUAGUUUGCUGGCCAGUGCUUUUGGCAGUGUGGGCAGGUGCCAAAUUCUGCUGGAAAAUGAAAUCAGCAUCUCCAAAAAGCUGGUCAGCAGAAGGAAGCACGAAGUGCUCCAAGAUCUCUUGGUAAACGGGUGCUGUGACUUUGGUUUUCAAAAAACACAAUGGACCAACACCAGCAGAUGACAUUGCACCCCAAAUCAUCACAGACUGUGGAAACUUAACACUGGACUUCAAGCAACUUGGGCUAUGAGCUUCUCCACCCUUCCUCCAGACUCUAGGACCUUGGUUUACAAAUGAAAUACAAAACUUGCUCUCAUCUGAAAAGAGGACUUUGGACCAAUGGCAACAGUCCAGUUCUUCUUCUCCUUAGCCCAGUGCUCAUGGUGGAGUGGGUCAGAACCUGCUGCUGAGUCCUGCCAGUCUUCAGCUUGCGCAGCUUCAGGCCCAGCUUACCCUACACCGCCUCAAACUCGCCCAGACCAGCAAUACUGCCACUGCAGCCACUGUCCUAAAUCAGGUUCUUUCCAAUGUGGCCAUGUCCCAGCCACUCUUUAACCAUCUACGGGGUUCCAGCAUGGCCCAAGCCCACAGUGGAGCCUUUCCACCACCACCCAUAGCCUUCCCACCACAAAAUGCUUCACUGGGACAAUUAGUUGGUGGUGGCUUUGCCCCAAGUCCCACGGGAAUUAGGCCCACCAACUACAGUGGGGUGUCCAAUCAGAAAGCUGGUCAGCACAACGAUUUCACCAAAAAGGCUGGAAAAUUUUCGAUGGACACGGACCGUCGCUUGCAGUUUGGAUAUCUGGGAGGGGCUUCAGUGGUUACUAGUAAAUCAUGUGAUGGGAGACAGUAUGGUGGAGCCACACAACCCGGAAGCAAUGUCCACAGCAAUUUUUACUCCUCAGAAACACCAGUACAACAAACUUGUUUCAUGGGAGGAAGCAAUGAUCAGAAUCUUGGAUCAGCCUCUAAGGAUCAAUGGAAAGGUCCGAUCAACUUGGGGAAGAUGGAUUUGGGUACAGGAACAGGUUCUGGUGGUUGGGUACCACCUGGACCAGGGUUCGUGGGUCAGAGAGCGGAGUUGUAUAACCCAGAGGAACCAACAGCAGAUCUUAAAUUCAACUCAACAUGUGGCCCAAGGAUUGGGCCACCCCUUGGGCAGCAAGGGGGAUUUCAACAGCAGCCACAGGUUUCCCAGAGUGAGGAAAGGGUGACCUUGCAAUUGCAACCCCACCAGUUCAAUGACUACAAUGGGAAAACACCUUCACACCUACCCCAUCAGUGCACCAUUUGUGAGAAGAAGGUUUACAACCUAAAGGACUGGGACCAGCAUGUGAAGGGCAAGUUACAUCUACAGAACUGUUCACUCUACACCGAAAGUCCAACGCUCGGAGCAGUGCACUUUCCAGUAUCAUCUGAAGGAUGUCUCAACAUGGUAUUGAGUAACACUAUGGCAUACACGUCGGCUGCCAGUCAAGAUGUUUCAACUGGAAGUGCUUCGUAUUUGCCUGCCACAGCCAUGAAGUCAUUUCCUCUCACAGGGGCGGGAUUUACUUCGCACCAAGCAGGGUUUCUUCAGCGUAAAGCGUGUCCCGGACGAGUUGUGCACAUCUGUAACCUCCCGGAGGGCAGCUGCACAGAGAAUGAUGUCAUCAACUUGGGACUUCCCUUCGGCAAAGUGACCAACUACAUCCUCAUGCGCACAACGCAUCAGGCUUUUCUGGAAAUGGCAUACGUGGAGGCGGCGCAGGCGAUGGUGCAGUACUACCAGCUGCAGCCGGCUACCAUCAACGGACACAAGCUACUGAUCCGCAUGUCCAAGAGAUACCAGGAGCUGCAGCUGAAGAAACCAGGUAAAGAUGUUGACUCUAUAAUCCAAGACAUCACUUGCCAGAGAGAGCGAGACGAGAUGCAGGAGAUCGACAGGUACCUGCCGGAGCGUGCCAGAUCACGCAGUCCAGUCAGUCGUUCUCUGAGUCCGCGCUCACACAGUCCCAGCUUCACUUCCUGUAGCUCCGCCCACAGUCCACCGGGGCCGUCCUGCCGGCCUGACUGGAGCAAUGGCAUGGGUCCCCGCCGGGCCUCUUGGGACUGGACAUCUCAUUCCCGAUGCGACGAAGACCCCCGCGAGAGAGACGACUGGAGGAAUGACGAGGAAGAAAGACACAAUGGAUGGCUCUCUGAGCGCAGGAAAGCCUACCUUAAAACCGGGGACCGGAUCAGCCCACGUAUGGGCCCCGGGGACGAGCGGGGCAGGGACUGGUACCCCCGCGGAAGCCCCCAGGGUUCAUCCUUCUCCUCCUACCACUCCAAAGAUGAUUUUUACAAGAAAGACUCACUGUACAAAACUGAUAAACUGAGCAGGCCGCAACAUCAGAGACAUGAAGGGAAAACGAAGAGAAGGGAAGGCAGCGACUACCACAGACCCAGACGCUCAGAGUCAGACGUGACGGAUGACACACACUCCAACCGGACAACUGAAGACAGAGGACGGAGCAAGAGGCCGAGCCGAAGACAAGAUCAAGAGGAGAAAGAGUCCGAAAAUCAGAAGGAAGAAUAUAGAGCCAAAGAAAGAUCAGCAUCUCCCAAUAACAGCAAACCUGCACAGUCUUCACAGUGUGACAGAGAGGGACUGGAAAGUGUAGAUGAUGGAGAAGAGGAGAGCUGGUAUCCUAAAAGCAUGGAGGAACUGGUGACCGUAGAUGAAGUCGGAGAAGAGGACGACUCUAUAGUUGAACCUGAUCUACCUGAUCUUCACGAGGAGGACCAGAGAGUCGAGCCCAGCCAGUCGACAGCAGAGAGCCCUAAACCAAUCGCAAAGACCCCCACAGAAGGUGAGGAGAGCACGGUGGACCCUCUGUCGCUUCCACUGCUGGAUUUGGUUUCAGCAGAAAGCUCUGGAGGUGCUCAGUCCAAGCCUGGAGAGACGCCCCUGAGACCAUCUGCCCCAGAACAACCGGUCUGUCAACUCAUCCUCUUCCCGUCCCAGGAGUUCAAGAGCGCUUUGGAGGAGGCCUGCUCCACCACUCAUAUGGAUACACACAUCGACACAACCACGCCAGCUGGUCCUCUAAACAACAGCAGCACAUGUGAAAAUGGGAAAGUGAAUGACUUGAGUAAUGAUGAGAGAAAGACGGCAGAGAUGGACGACAAGGAACCAUGUCUCAAAGUUGACAGUCAGAAGAAAGAUAUUCCUGAAUCAUUACGUGCCCCUUCACCUCUGGUGACAGACAUCUUUACUGCGUCACCCUCUCAGGAGCAGGAGAAAGCCAUCAGUGAACACAGCAUACCGUUAGGUGUGGAGUUCAUCGUGCCAAGGACAGGAUUUUAUUGCAACCUGUGUGGUUUGUUUUACACCAGUGAACAAGCCGCCAAGACGUCACACUGUCGGAGUACAAUUCACUACAGGAACCUACAGAAGUAUCUGUCAAAGCUGGCGGAGGAAAGUCUCUUAAAUUUCCACACACAGUCGCCAAACACUGAAUGAAGCUCACGUGAGACUAUCAGGACUGCACCACUGCUGGGACAUGGACACAAGAAGAACUGCAAUUGGGUUAUUUGUGUACUCGGGUUCAUAGCAAUACAAACUGUAUGAAAGUUUUCAGGGAUUAAAAAAAUGGCACAUUAAAUAUCUUAGCUUUUAAAGGAAUAGUUCACUGAAAAAUGUAAAUUUCAAACACUUUUUUGCUGUUAUUUUUCUGUACAGUGGAAUUGAGGGUUGGCUGUUGCUCCAAAAUUUUAAUUUAAAUCAUAAAAGUAGUCCAUGUGACAUGUGCAACAAUAUUCCACGUUUUAUUUUUGAAGCCAUAGCGUUAGAAACAAACUGAAAAUUAUAAUAUAUAAUAUAAAUAUAUAGCCCUAGUCCCCCAUUCACUUUCAUUGUAUGGAAAAGAGCAGCAGGAACGUUCUGUAAAAUAUCUUCAGUUGUGUUCCACUGGAAAAACAUAAGUCUCUCAUACAGGUUUGAAACAUGAGGAACAGUAAAUGAUGACAGUUUUCAGUUUUCUGUGAACUCUAAUGCGGUGUGUGUGUCUUCUGUAGUCCAGCAUUGACUUUUUCUUACACUGUGAAAUAUAUGCAUCAGAAUGUGAAAUGCACUGGUAAGUGUUGUGUUUACAUCAUCUGCAUCUUCCUAGUUCAUACUCCAAAGCUUGCAUAUGUGUUGGUUUUUCCAAGCGGUGGACAAAUAUGAACUCCACUGCAGAAGUGCCUAAUUUAAAUUUCUAUUUUAAUUUAAAGAGGUGUAAAAUGAUCCUCAGGUCAAUACUUGUGAAUAUUCUGUUGAUGCUUUUUAAAUUAUUAUUAUUCUGUUUCAGUCUGAAUUGCAUUUUCUGUGGUUAUAUUUGUCAGUCUAAUGCUUGAAAUAUUAACUUUUCAAAGUGCCUUGUAAUGCAUUAAAAGCCCCAGAUGCUUAAUAAUCAGCUGAACACCAGGGAACGCUGCUUCUGUAUAAUGUCUGUCAUACUAUUUUGUUUUUCAUCAUUGCUGUACACAGAGCUCAGACUUUUGGGAUACUUGAACUGGACCAUGUUUAUUUAACUCAUAUCAAAUUUAUAAAAAGCUGAGUUGUUAUAAUGCUAGUAUAUAAGCAGAAUGGUUCUGGAAAACUUUGUUUUAUAUUCUGUUAAUAAUAGCACAGCAUUUUAUGGAAGAAAAUUGUAUAGCACUGAUGCAAAUGUUAAAUAAACAUUUUGGAAAAUAA